AUAACCCUUGGAAGAUGGGAGCCACGAAGAUCUUCAAUCUGCUGCUGGGGUCCCUGCUCCUGGCCGCGGUGCUGGCAGAGAAAGGGGAGGGUCACUCCAGACUCCACACUAGGGUCAGUGGCUCCCGACCUCGAGGCCCCAGGUACGCCGAGGGGACUUUCAUCAGUGACUACAGCAUCGCUAUGGACAAGAUCCGCCAACAAGACUUUGUGAACUGGCUGCUGGCCCAGAAGGGGAAGAAGAAUGACUGGAAGCACAACAUCACCCAGAGGGAGGCCGGGGCCCUGGAGCUGGCCCAUCAAUCUAACAGGAAGGAGGGGGCGGCGAGGGAGCAGCAGGGCUCCCUACCCAAGAACCCCAGUGAUGAAGAUCUGCUAAAGGAUUUACUGAUUCGAGAGCUGCUGGCUUGGAUGGCGGGUCAGAUGGAAAUCUGCAGGCUCAGGUUUCAGUGACUCAGACCAAACCCAGCUCAGGUCCGGACUCUGCCCUUCACUUGCUCAGGCCUCAGCUGCACCCCAGGGCCCCCGAGAGAAGCCAAACCAAUAAAGUUCAAGCUGAAAUGAA
This is a messenger RNA of Felis catus (domestic cat), 564 nucleotides long. RefSeq names its product gastric inhibitory polypeptide (gene GIP). Gene Ontology annotation, cellular component: extracellular region. Gene Ontology annotation, biological process: regulation of insulin secretion; regulation of fatty acid biosynthetic process; response to starvation. The transcript is spliced from 5 exons. Bases 15 to 452 code for a protein of 145 amino acids. The record is from RefSeq and is a predicted model, not a curated record. Gene Ontology annotation, molecular function: glucagon receptor binding; hormone activity. NCBI's taxonomy places the organism in Eukaryota, Metazoa, Chordata, Mammalia, Carnivora, Felidae.